Messenger RNA from Echinostoma caproni, 669 nucleotides. The record is from the annotation of a GenBank genome assembly. Lineage: Eukaryota; Metazoa; Platyhelminthes; Trematoda; Plagiorchiida; Echinostomatidae.
AUGGGUAGCGGGAAAGCCGGGCAGCCAGGUCAACAAGUCUUCCUGCAUACACCAAUACUACCACCGGGACAACCGAAAAAGUUGCACAAGACUUGGAGUGGCCCAUUCAAUGUUUUAGAGAUCCUGUCGGACAACAACUUCCGAAUCGUCCCGACAAAUGACAGGAACACGAGACCAGCGACGGUACAUUUCAAUCCAGUGAAGUCGACAACCAAAGCUACGGGAGACCUCAACGACAAAUCGAAGCAACAAGGAAGAGUCUCAGAUGCAGCCGUACAGGUUGAAGUACCAAUAGAAGACCAAGUACCGUUUGUGAACUACAAAUAUGGCGACGGCGAUGGGAUCCCCAAAUAUGCAUCCGACACAUCGUUCGACGAUAAAAAACCGCAAAACAACGAAAUGAUCUCCCCAGAUAUUCGAACUAAACUGCCACACUUCACAACUCUGCCCCCCUCCAGUUAUCAACAAUAUGAACCGCCACCGAUGUUUGAAGCCGAUAUGAAUCUUACUCUGUGGAAGGCAAAAAUAAAGAGACAUCUAUCAGGAGUUCCUCCAGAAUACCAAAGCAGCCGAAUCUUGGAUCGUCUGAGCGAUUGCGUCCAGAAACUUGUCUUACAACAACACGUGGAUGAGGAGUAUCCACCGCGGAAAAUCUGGGAGACUCUCGAC